Messenger RNA from Diabrotica balteata, 822 nucleotides. Lineage: Eukaryota; Metazoa; Arthropoda; Insecta; Coleoptera; Chrysomelidae. The record is from the annotation of a GenBank genome assembly.
AUGGAUGUAUAUAAUAACCUAAAAGAUAUAUUACAUAAUGUUGAAUAUGUUGCAUUAGCAUGUGAUGGUUGGACUUCACGCUCAACAGAAGCCUAUUUAACAGUCACUUGCCACUAUGUAGAUAAAUCUUAUAAUCUAAACUCUGCUGUUCUUUCCACUAAACCAUGGUCUAAUGGUGUUAACCACACUUCGGAAAAUAUUACGGAGGCAUUGAAAGACAUCAUGAAAGAGUGGAAUUUAGAACAUAAAGUAUCGUGCGUAGUGACUGAUAAUGCUGCAAACAUGUUGAAAGCAUGUGAUUUAAUUCAAAAGCGCCAUCUUCCAUGUUAUGCUCAUACACUUAUUUUGGUGGUACAAGAUAAUCUUGAAUGUGUCCAAAAUGUCAUCAAAAAGUGUAAGGAUAUUGUUACCUUUUUCAAAAGCAGUACAAAUGCCACGGAAAUGUUUAAAAAGGAACAAUCAACAUCUGAGCUUCUGCAGGAAGUUCCGACACGUUGGAAUAGCACAUUCUAUAUGAUCCAGAGAAUUCUGAAAACAAAUGAUGCUAUAGGUAGGACUAUACUGAAAUUACGAAAAGCUCCCCAACCACUCAGCGUUGAUGACAUUGCUGUAUUGGCAGAUAUAGAGAGAGUUCUAAUAUGUUUUGAUACAACUAAGAAAAUUUCUGGUGCAUUAACUGAAUUAACGACUGAAAAAGGCAAAAAUUUUUUUAAUAAACUUAUAGAGUCUGUUAAGAAAAGAUUGUUUCCAUAUGAGUCUCGUACUGUAACCAGAAUAGGAACUCUACUUGAUCCAAGAUCCAAAAAGGAGGGUUUCAAAUAA